Messenger RNA from Nelumbo nucifera (sacred lotus), 1821 nucleotides. Its product is annotated as SEC-C motif-containing protein / OTU-like cysteine protease family protein. Gene Ontology annotation, biological process: protein deubiquitination. Gene Ontology annotation, molecular function: cysteine-type deubiquitinase activity. The record is from RefSeq and is a predicted model, not a curated record. NCBI's taxonomy places the organism in Eukaryota, Viridiplantae, Streptophyta, Magnoliopsida, Proteales, Nelumbonaceae.
GGGAUGUGCUGUGGGACGUUAUAGGAGCAGUCUUAUGGGGCUGAUUCAGUCUCAGGCUUGUAUUGUAUAUAAGCCUUUACGAAUUUAAAUUAGGGCAUACAUAAUGGCCCAGCAUUGACCUCGAUCCCCAAUGGCCCAAUGGUCCAAUGCCCCAAUGCCCCAAUGCCCCAAUCCUAAAAUCGAAGAAAAGAAGGAAGAGAAAAUCCCAACCGAGUCGCCACAGUUAUACAUGGAUUGGGAGCAUCGUUGGGACAGUAUGUGCUCGAAGAAAUUACAGAAUCAAAACCAUUACCAAAUUCCGAACCAGUGCCGAAGGAGUUCUGCUUCACUUCCUCUCAUCUUCAAUUUCUUGGGCGAGUGCUGAAACGAAUUAGUCGACAAUGGUUCAAGCAAAACACCAGAAGUCUAAACCCAAAAAGCAGCCCCAUCAAAUUUCAUGGGCAGGUCAAAAAGCAAGGGAAGCAGAGUGACCUUUCAGAGUUUUGCUCCCAGCUUGAUGCUUUAGGCUUGAAAGUUGUUCAAGUGACUGCAGAUGGUAACUGUUUUUUUAGAUGGUUUGCAGGGCUCUUGCAGAUCAGUUGGAAGGAAAUGAAGAGGAGCAUGGGAAGUAUCGCCAUAUGGUGGUACAGUAUAUUCUGAAGCAUCGGGAAGAGUUUGAACCUUUUAUUGAGGAUGACAUUCCAUUUGAUGAAUAUUGCCAGUCCAUGGAAAAGGAUGGCACAUGGGCUGGACAUAUGGAAUUACAAGCAGCUUCUCUUGUUACCCGUAGCAAUAUUUGCAUUCAUCAAUUCUUACUUGUCUGUAAACAGCUGAUGUCACCUCGGUGGUACAUAAGGAACUUUGAUAAUCGUGGAAUUCGUAUGAUACAUUUAUCAUAUCAUAAUGAGGAACAUUACAACAGCGUGCGGUUAAAGGAUGAUGAAUGCAAUGGCCCAGCUAAGCCAAUUGUGAUCAAGGCUGAUGCUGUCCUUUCAGCAACAUCCCAUCAAGUGAAGCCCGCAGCCGCUAAAUCAAAAGGAGGCUCUUUUGACAACAAAACUACUACAGGAUCGAUGAAACUGGUCAUGGCUGGAAGUGGAUGUGAAAAUGUUGAUAGGGUUGAACAGGUUUUAGAACAAUUAUGUGGUGAUGUAGAUGCUGCAAUAGAGUUUUUAAUAGCAACACAAAGAAUGGAUGGAGAUUCAGUUGAAAAUGAUCAACUUUCUUGCGGAAAUGGUAUUGCUAACAAGGGAAGUCUUCCUUUCACUAAGCACAAUGUUUUAAAAGGUCAUGGAGGCAGUGAGCAGUAUGAGAAGGUAAACGAAAAUGAGAUAUGUGAAAAAGAUAAACCUAGUACUGAUAUUAAGUCCGUUCAAAAUGAUACAAGAUCACGUCAGGAUGACAAGAAAAUCCCAAGAAACAAGGUGUGCCCUUGUGGUUCAAAAAAGAAGUACAAGGCUUGUUGUGGGUCAGUCGCAUCGAAAUCCUCUGCUGAAGUUGUAAUCAGCCAAAAAGGUGCUUCUGGCACAAAUAGAAAAGAAAGAAAGCAGGGCAAGAAAUGUGGGUCAAUCAAAUCUGCACCUUCCAGUGAAUGUAGUGAACCACCGGAUGUGGGUGCACUUUGUAUCUGAGCAAUGACUCUGAGGUAUCUACAUGGCUGCUGACUAUUCUGCAUUAUCCGAAAGGACAUUCCUUCCUGCACAUGGUCUAGUAAAUUAAUUUCCUCUCGGUCUCCCUAAGCGGAUGGUAUUCAUGAUGUCAACACUGGUAGGAAACAUUGUUUAACGCUGAACUGGUACUUGCAGGUCAGGUAUGAAUGCUGUAAUAAGUAUUAUUUUUUCA